GGUUCAGCGUGAAUCACAUUCACAUCCGCGUGUGCGUGCUCCUGUCCGUCCACUUUGAUAUGAUGCGUGCAAAGGCUAAAUUAGUCGGGAUACGCACUGGCUCACGUCUCAUCCUAAUUGUUAUUGUUAUCUCGUUCUAGCACACGCCUGCCUCUGCGAACAGCUUGCACUGUCGAUCAUCACCAUGCUGUCCAGCUCCAAAGCCGGCGGCAAUGGCGACGGGGAGCACCUGGUUUGCGUGACGGGGGCAGGGAGCUUCAUCGGGUCGUGGGUGGUGAAGGAGCUCCUCCUCCGUGGCUACCAUGUCCGGGGAACCGCCAGGGAUCCCGCUCACCGCAAGAAUGCGCAUUUGCUGGCAAUGGAUGGAGCCGGGGAGAGGCUCAACCUGUGCCGCGCCGACGUCAUGGACGGCAACAGCCUCCGCGCCGCGUUCCAUGGCUGCCGCGGCGUGUUCCACGUCGCCUCCCCGGUCUCCAACGACCCUGAGCUCGUGCCUGAGGCCGUGGAGGGGACGAGGAACGUGAUCAACGCGGCGGCUGACGCGGGUGUGGGGCCUGUGGUCUUCACUUCCUCCUACGGCGCCGUGCACAUGGACCCCAACCGAAGCCCGGACACCAUCGUUGACGAGACGUCCUGGAGCGACUACGGCUACUGCAAACAAACCGGCAACCUGCACUGCUGCGCGAAGAUGAUGGCGGAGGUAGCGGCGACGGAGGAGGCGGCUAGGAGAGGGCUGGAGCUGGCGGUGGUGGUGGUGGUGCCGGCGACGACCAUCGGUCCCGCGCUGCAGCAGACGCUCAACUUCAGCAGCGACCACGUCGCCCGCUGCCUGACGGGCGCCAAGCCGGCCUACCAGAACACCGUCACCGCCUACGUCGAUGUCCAGGACGUCGCCCGCGCGCACGCCCUCGUCUACGAGCACCCCGACGCCUGCGGCCAUCGCUACCUCUGCGUCGCCGCCGUGCUGCACCGCGCACACUUCCUCCGGCUCCUCCGAGACCUCUUCCCGCAGUACCCCGUCACCGCCAAGUGCGAGGACGACGGCAAGCCCAGGGUGAGGGAGUACAGGUUCUCGAAUCAGAAGCUCGGAGAUCUGGGCUUGGAGUUCACUGACGUGAGGAGAAGCUUGUACAAGACGGUGAUAUGCCUGCAACACAGGGGGCAUGUCCCCAUCAUCGUGCCACGUCAACGUGCAUCUCUACUUCUAAUGGAGCAGUUGGUAGUCUCGCUUCCAGGUUUUUUUUCGUCCCACCACUUUCGUCCGGUUUUUUUUCGUAGGUUAACCAUCGUAGAUUUUUUUCGAUGCUGGUUUCUUAUUCAUCGGUUUAUUUACCCCUCAGCUCUUUCCUUACAAAUCAGCACUUUCCAAACGUGCACGCAAUCACGGAUCUAAAUUUACUAACUUAUCCAAAUCAACUGAUACCUUCCAUUAUUGCAAAUUUCUUUAGGAAACAAAUAAUAGAUUUUAAGGAAACAAAUAAAAAAUUUUAAAGAUGCAUCAUACUUUACUAACAAUCACUAAAAAACAAAUCUAAAUUAAUUAACCUUACCUUAAAUCAUUCAAUCACUUUAAUUAGAAAACAUUUUCUUUCCUAACUGCAGUUGGUAGUCUUGCUUUCAGGUUUUUUUUUGUCCCACCACUUUCGUCCGAUUUUUUUCGUAGGUUAACCGUCGUAGAUUUUUUUCAAUGCUGGUUUCUUAUUCACCGGUUUAUUUACCCCUCAGCUCUUUCCUUGCAAAUCAGCACUUUCCAAACAUGCUCGCAAUCACGGAUCUAAAUUUACUAACUUAUCCAAAUCAACCGAUACCUUCCAUUAUUGCAAAUUUCUUUAGGAAACAAAUAAUAGAUUUUAAGAAAACAAAUAAAAAAUUUUAAAGACGCAUCAUACUUUACUAACAAUCACUAAAAAUCAAAUCUAAAUUAAUUAACCUUACCUUAAAUCACUCAAUCACUUUAAUUAGAAAACAUUUUCUUUCCUAACUGCACUCUGCUUAGUGUGCACAUAACAAUCCGAAGUAAUUAGAGUCACAUGAUUGAAUCCAUUUAUUUAGAGCGACAUGAUUGAAUUCAUUUAUUAACAAUAAUCCUCACCAAAAGUGCGUUUAGCAAUUUUAGAGGGCGGACCAAAACUCUGCCAUCCGCUCGCCCGCGUUUGUUUAGGUACAGGAAAAAAUGUCAUAAUAUAUGGAAACAACACGACCGGGGCGGCGGCGCAAUCUUCGGGGAUAGGGGAUCGGAGGAGAAGGAUUGGCCUGGCAGCAUGAUCGGGGUGCUUCCCCGCGGCCGCGGCCGUCCUCGCGAUGCCACCUACCCGAAAUCAACGCUGCUCCCUGCCGUCAACCGAGGCGGCGCCGCCUGCCCUCCUACCCACGGUCCGCUGCCGCGUGCAGCUACGGCGGGAGGAGUAGCGACGGGGCCGAGGUCCUUCAUGCGUUCCGGGAUGGAGGCCAUGAUAUCGUCCAGGUCGUUGCUGCCUCCUACACUCAGGGUGUGUCGCCGAGAUCGAGGCGAGCAUGAGGAGCUGUGGCCACCGCCAUGGUCACCCCAUCGCAGGGGAUGGAGCACGCCGUCGGCCUACAGCUUGUGGAGAUCACUGUUGCUCUUCAGGUCGCGUGGUGACCGGAUCUUGCCGAUGUGUCCCUCCCCAACGACCUCCU
This is a messenger RNA of Triticum aestivum (bread wheat), 2658 nucleotides long. Its product is annotated as cinnamoyl-CoA reductase 1. Gene Ontology annotation, biological process: lignin biosynthetic process. The record is from RefSeq and is a predicted model, not a curated record. The coding region runs from base 185 to 1393 and encodes 402 amino acids. NCBI's taxonomy places the organism in Eukaryota, Viridiplantae, Streptophyta, Magnoliopsida, Poales, Poaceae. Gene Ontology annotation, molecular function: oxidoreductase activity, acting on the CH-OH group of donors, NAD or NADP as acceptor. The transcript has 4 exons.